UUGUAUAUAUCGGAAAAAGAAAUGGGGUUUUCCAUGCUGGUGUUCUGAAAAUUCACUGGUCUGGUUUUAAUAGGGUUUUCCCGUCAACCAUAUAUUGAGAUACAUAAUAUUAUAGCGUCGAAAAAUGAAAGAUUUACAAUAUCAGAAUGGGUGCUUCAGACAGCUCUUUUCGUGACAUCGAAAAUGAGUCGAUGCUUAUCAACGAUCUAGUUCUCUCGGCAAAAGAAGGAAACUUCCAAAAAGUCUGGGAUAUUAUCGGCGAACCGGACAGCCCAAAGAAAGCUUAUUUGUUGAAUUGUAUUCCCGAUAAUCGUCGAUGGGGAGUAUUACAUCAAGCAGUGUUUUGGAAUGAUGUUAAUAUUUUGAAGAAAAUACUUAAAUAUGAAGCUUGUGAUGCCGAUAUGCGCGCAAAGAGAUGUACAUCAGAAUGCGGUGACACGAGUGGAAUGUGUGCUCUAGAAAUUGCAAGAGCAUACAAAUACCCGGACAUGGACAGAAUACUAUCGGCACACAGAAAUAACAUACUUGGACAAAAAUUGCCAACAUUUCAAACCGAGCCACAUUUAGGACUUCUUAGUUGCACAAUCGCUGCGUAUAAAUCUACAUUUCAUCCGGGAUAUAUCAGCCCAUACAAAUCAAACAUUGAAAUUUUGAAUGAUAUCUGGAAGGACAUAGAGAGCAAUACUGCAAGAUUUGAAGCUGUCAAGAAACAAGUUUGUGAUGCUAUGCACAUCGUGUCAACCACAAAUGCUGAAAUGAUAAAGGGUACUACGACCAAGGAGAAUUUCUACAAGAUGAUAGUAAAGGCAUACACGAUCGAGACGAACUAUCUUUACAAUUACAUCAGUAUGGCUAUGCGAAGACAGACAAGUACCAAUUACAAGCCAACAGGAGAUGACCUGGCCCUUGGACCAUAUGCUGUCAUGUACCAAAUGCUGUUGCUCUUUUGGGACAAAAUAACGCCUGAAAGCGGAACAACGUACCGCCAGAUGAAAAUGAUAAAGGAGGAUGUAGAAAUGUAUACUGAAGGUACGGUUUUCUAUUGGCAAUCUGUCGUUUCAUCAACAAAAGAUGAGGUUAAUGCCCAAAGUUUUCCUACAGUUGAAAAUGUUGCAGGUGAUAAUAUUGUUUUGUUUAUAAUUGACAACAGUGUAAAAUGUGUAUGGCAACCAAAAAAUAUAGAAAAAUAUGCCUCGCAUAACGAGAAUGAAAGAACAUAUCCAGCAGGCGCCAAAUUUAAGGUCGUGAAAGCAGGCAACUUUUGUGAAGAGAACUAUCAAAUAAAGCUAAAGCUGCUGCCACAAUAGACUAGGUUAACUUUCUCCGUCAAUCAUAUUAUUCUAACUAAUUAUUGACUGACCAAUCCAAAAUGCAAAAAAAGGAAUGUUCAUCAUGUAUGCAUAUUAAUGUAUGUAUCAUAAUCUCAUGUGAAUAUAUCUUCAUCAGAUAAAAUAAAGCAUUUACAGAAUCAAUGUACAAACAGAAAAUGGACAUGCUUAAGUUCGUCUUCAACUGUCUUAAAUACUUUUAUAAUUUAAACGGCAUUGCUAUAGCAAAUAACUUUUAAUUUGUUUUAAUGUAAAAUGCUUGUAACAUAGUCUUCCAUUAUUCGAUUCAAAUUUUGACGUAAAUUACAUGUCUAUAUAUGUCUUUAUGAACUGUCCAAUAUUUAUUUCUCUCAUUUCGUUUAAGUUUAAAACUGUAAAUAAAUGAUUGGUGUUGUAAAUUUGAGGCAUUUGAGAACCAGUCGUACAUGCACCUUUUCUUA
Messenger RNA from Ruditapes philippinarum (Manila clam), 1768 nucleotides. RefSeq lists its product as uncharacterized. Lineage: Eukaryota; Metazoa; Mollusca; Bivalvia; Venerida; Veneridae. The record is from RefSeq and is a predicted model, not a curated record. Bases 147 to 1307 code for a protein of 386 amino acids. The transcript has 2 exons.